AUGGAUGAAGAAAAUAAGACACUAGAAAGUGAAGGAAUAAGGGAAGAAUCUAAAGAGGGAGAAGAAGAAAAAAUAAUGAUAAAGAUUAAGAGUAUUAACAAACAAAUAAUGAAAAUGAAAGAACGGAUGGAAAUAUUAAAUAGAAGAGAAAAAGAGUUAAAAGAAGAAUUAGGGAAUGUUACUAGUGAAAUUGAUGCAGUGAAAGAAGAAAAACGAGAGAUUGGAAUGAUAGAAGAGAACAAAAAGAAACAAAUGAAAGAAAUAGUUAAAAUGAACUCCAAUAAAACACCGUUAUUUUCAAUAAAAUCAUGGACAAAUUGUGAAAAUGAUAUGAAUUGGACUAAUGACAAUGAUUUUUUUGUAUAUUCAAUAAUGAAAGAUGGAUAUCAAAAUUAUGGAUGUUAUCAAAAGAAAGAAGGUGUUUAUUGUAAAUUAAGAUCAAUUCGUAUGGUGUUUGAUGAUGAAACAUUUUAUCGUGUUAAUAAUGCAUUCUAUUUAAGACCAUAUUUAUAUGAGAAAAAAGGAAAAACAUGGGAUGAUUUCAAUAAAGACUAUGAUGAUAUUGAUAAAAAUAUGUCUUUUACAACAACACUUGGCUUUACACCAAUUCGUGUUCUUGUUUAUCAAUGUUUUUAA
Molecule: messenger RNA, 636 nt
Organism: Entamoeba dispar SAW760
Lineage: Eukaryota; Evosea; Mastigamoebida; Endamoebidae
Exons: 2
Coding region: 1-636 (211 amino acids)
Source: RefSeq, a predicted model, not a curated record